UUAGUUAGUUUGGAACACAUAUCGAAGGAUUUCGACUCUGUUCGGUUCGGGUGCUUCUUCCCCAAGACUCUAUUUCUCCACACCGCUCGUUUCGCCACUUUUCUUCCAUCUAGGAAUCGAAUCCUCAAGGAGAAAGAGAUGGCGGUCUUAGCAGAUAUUCUACCGGUGGUUUCGAGAAGCUCAGCUCUCGCGCUGAAACUCUACGGUAUUGCUGCUGAGUCACCUGGGUCAACGAAAGAUUUAGUUGGCGUUGCGAAUAGCAUAAAUGGAUUUGCUGCAAUACUGAAGCAGUUGGGGACCAUUAUCAAAGAAGAUGAUCGUCUACCAUCACCUGAGGCUAUCGAUACUCUGGACGACGUCAUCGAUCAAGCCCAAAUAUUACUUACCAGCUUUGAAUCGACUUCAUCAAUCGAGGAUGAGAAGCAUCGCGAUCAAAGAGACAUUUCCCGCUCUACUCAAAAAAUUCGGUCUCAGUUAGAUCCUUCAACCAAGGCUAGCUUGGACUAUCUCACUGCUCACCUGGAAGCCCUGAGCAUGACGCUCUCUGUCCUGCUCCAGACGCUCUACGCAGCGCAGACUAUAAUGUGGUCAAAGUUAGUUCUGUCCCCUACAAGGCAUCUAGCCUUCAUCAGACUGCUACGAAUGGCUCAGAUUCCUUCCAUGGAGUACGCUGACAGCGCCAUAGAUGAAAGGAUCCAACUGGAAACGUUGAUUGUUCAACAACAGUUGUCAAUUUUAUCAGCCUCGAACCUCUACGAAAAUUUGUCUCAAUCUGAUGCGCGUCUGUUGUUGAUGGAAGGAGACAGUUCUCAGAGUUUGAUCGUCACUGGGCGGGGCAAAACCCCUAGGUCAUCUACCCUACGUUCGUAUCAGGAUGAAGAUUUGACAAGUCUCGACACAUCAAUAUAUACUGAAGCGAACGGAUUACCAGCAGUUCUGACUGCAUCGUCUUCACGUGUCGAACGCUUGUUGCAGCGAUGGACAAGCCUCCCUCUCUUUGAACGCCGCUUACAAGACGAAGAGCGCGAAAGGCAGAGGCAAAGAUGGGAAACUCAACAAGCCACUGUGGAAUCUGAUAGCGAAGAGGAAAGUCGCACGUCAAAGCUGUCAGGCGACGGUGCUCGCCGAACGCAUAGGUCAGGAAGCAUACAGCCACUAUUUACUGAGGUCAAUGGCACGCCCAGUCCGCCACAGGAGAAGCAGUACGGUCCCACCACGCCGCCAACACCCAUCGCUACACCACGUACGUCACGAACAAGUAUGCCACCAGCUACCAAUGAGCAGUACCCAACUGCAUCACCCCGAUCGAGUUUGGGAAGUUUGCCGGUCGAGGCAGCCGCCGCGGUAGAAGCCAAAGAGGAAGACAGCGAAGCCGAUCUAGAAAUUCCGUGGAAGUUGUGUACGCGUAAAUACUACUGGCGAUUUGUUGAUGCUAAAAUGGUCAGCUCAAACACUGACCAGGCAUACUCUCUGGCGUAUUUGGAGCGUAGCAGCUGGACUGAGAUUAUGGCGAGUUGGGUAUGCAAGGAAGCAAUCAGAGAGGCGGGUUUCAGAUAUACAUCUUACCAAAAGGAGCGGAAGGACAACAGGAGGAUAAGGGGCGAAACAUGUUUCUGUAUCGAACGGCCACUACAGUUUGAACAGGUCAAGCGUCUUGUCGAACGGACAGUUGACAUAUACCGAAAGGCAGCAGCACCUACUCCACUUCAGCAGCCACAAGUUAGGAGAUCGUCUUUUAAUCGUCCCCCACCGCCACAUGGUAUUCUGAAAGGAGGCGCAUUCGAUCGAAACCGAACACCAGUGCCUCGGAGCACACACCCCCCGCUUGACCGCUCGAACACCUCAAAUCACCUCCCGCCACCACCUGGGCCACCCCCACUAGAUCGAUCACUCUCAAUGCCUGGACCCGGGCUCAUUCCACCACCACCACCACCACCCCAGUCAAACCUCAACUCUCGGACUCCAAACCUCCAGAUACCAAUGUCAAACCAGUACGCCCCUCAGCAACCGCCAGUUCCUCAGUCUUCACGACUGCCUCAAUACCCACCACAAACCAACAGCUACCCACCGCAAAUGAUGAACACAACAGCAACACCUCAAUACUUCCCACCACCACCACCGGCCAAUGCCCCUUUCACAAACCCACCUUUACCCUCACAUUCACAGCCUCAAAACCAGAAUUACCCCAUACAAGCGUCUCCUCUCCGCCAAUCCUACAUGCGUCCAAGCAACCGACGGUACGAAGAUGACUUCACAACAUCCGAGUCUGAACCCGAACGCCCUAGACGACGUAGGUCAAAGUCGAGGAGUAGAAUGUAUGAGAAAGAGCGGGAAAGGGAGAGAGACAAGUAUGGAAAGAAGAGUCAUACAGGAAGGAAGGCGGCGGCGGGCGCCCUAUUGGGUGUUGGUGGGCUGACGGCGUUGUUGGAUGGACUGAGUGGGCUGUAA
Molecule: messenger RNA, 2448 nt
Organism: Alternaria burnsii
Lineage: Eukaryota; Fungi; Ascomycota; Dothideomycetes; Pleosporales; Pleosporaceae
Exons: 3
Source: RefSeq, a predicted model, not a curated record